Molecule: messenger RNA, 1848 nt
Organism: Colletotrichum lupini
Lineage: Eukaryota; Fungi; Ascomycota; Sordariomycetes; Glomerellales; Glomerellaceae
Exons: 3
Coding region: 1-1848 (615 amino acids)
Source: RefSeq, a predicted model, not a curated record
AUGGCGGAAGCCUUCGGCAUUGUCGUCAGCGCCUUCACUGUCGUCGAGAUUGCCGGCAAGCUUGGUUCUAGCGCAAUUAAGCUCAAGAAGCUUUGGAACGAAGCCCAGAAUGUGCCCCACGAGAUCAGCCAGCUUGUCGAACAGGUUGACAUCCUCAACACUAUUCUUGCAGAUAUGGACAGGGAGCUCAGUCAGGCGAGCGCGCCGAGCAUUGGCACUUCAGAUGCCAGUCUGAAGUGUUGUCAGCAAGUGGUGAACGAGUUGGAGAUACUGGCGACGGACCUACAACAGCAAAUUCUUACCGCGAAGAAGUCACGGAGGAGCAUAACCAAGCUCAGGGUUACUCUUAAAAGGGACUUGGUCCAGACUUGUCAGCAAAAGCUACAGUUUGCCCUGCAAAUGGCACUAUUAUCACAGAAUACGAGGAUCUUCCGACAUGUGCAACUGACAGAGGAGCCGGGCUACAAUAGCGAAGCUUCUAUCGUGAAAGCAGCCAGGAUAGAGCCACACCACAACACACGGUCUUCCCUCUUCGGCGGCUUUACCAGUCGGACUGUUCCGCACUUCAAGUAUCAUGGCGUUCAAGUAUACCAGGCACGAUUACAUUUACCUUGGUGGAUGUCAGCGAGGCUCUGGGAUAUUCAGACAUACCGAGCGCAUGCUGGAUGGAAGUUCUCACUGAGAGCUUGGACAGUCCGACCUUACAAUACUCCCAUAUUCUACUACAUAAGACGUGGAGACUGGAUACUCGCUCGGCAGGAAAUCGAGGAGCAUCGGGCAUCUUUAUUCGACCGUACUGAGGAGGGGUGGACUCUGCUACAUGUACGUGCAUCUACGUUGAUACGACUUAUAACAAUGAUGCUGACGCAGCCUCAGUUUGCAAUCAACUGGGAGCAGCUUAAUCUCAUUCAUCAUUUGCUUGAAAUGGGCUUACAAUUCAACGACAUGUGUGGUCAAAAUCAUCAUCUUCUCCCCUAUGCAUGCAUGGCUCAUGCUUUGAAUGAUACAUUGGAACUCUUCAAGAUUUGGGUCCAUGUCGCUCUCGAUGACUGCUUGGAAGAUUAUUUUGUCCCAGAGGAAACGACCGAUAACCUCUACGCCAUUUCAAGCUUUCUGUGGCAGGCUCCCGAAGCUCAUCAAUACGUGACGAGAAGCCUGGCGACGACAUAUUAUCAGCUCCCGUUGAAAGCCCGCUUUGCUCAUCUAAACUGGUCUCAGAUCAACCCACGGAUUCUACUAGACGAUAUACAGCACGAUGAAGGUAUCAAACCCGCAGACUUCAAUGAGAUCCUCGACACAUCGUUAGGCAGCUCUCUAGAACACUUCGCCGCGUCAUACUCAAGUGAUCUAACGGUAGAGUCUUACUAUGAGGCAUCUGGCUGGAGAGAACUUGCGCGGUGGGUUCUUCAAGGCGUGUCCUCUCAAAGGCUAAGCAUGCACAUGUCUUUUGAUGCCGCCGAGGAGAAACCCCUUUAUCACACGCCAUGCUUUUCUGGACUUUUUUCAACCUAUUGCUAUCUUUCAGAAUGCAAACGCAAAACCUCCUCCUUUUUACGAAUGUGGCUAGAAGACGUCCAGAUCUCGGGGCAUGACCUUGAGGAAUACGGCCGACGAGAGAUGGAGUAUUUCAAGUGCGAGGCGCGGCUGCGAGAAGAACGUUUGAUUCUAGAGUAUGACGAAAGCUCGUAUGGUACUGGAAUGCGACUGGUAUCUUUUACGUAUGGGCGCGAGCCUGGAGACUGGGACCUAAUCUGGAGUCUGGAGGCCGAGGAAUACGCUGGCGAGUUUUGGGAUCUGAUCGAGAAUCCGCCUUUACGAAUCCCAGGAGCGUGGGUAGACGAGGAUUGA